This is a messenger RNA of Maylandia zebra (zebra mbuna), 912 nucleotides long. RefSeq lists its product as uncharacterized. Gene Ontology annotation, molecular function: NAD+ poly-ADP-ribosyltransferase activity. Gene Ontology annotation, cellular component: cytoplasm. NCBI's taxonomy places the organism in Eukaryota, Metazoa, Chordata, Actinopteri, Cichliformes, Cichlidae. The record is from RefSeq and is a predicted model, not a curated record.
UGGAAGUGAAAGAGAACAGACGGCUCUUCACAAAAGGCUUUAACUUUUAACUUCGUGAACUUCAAUCAGCCUAAACGACACAAGGGCUUAAACAGCAGCCAUUUGUGAAGCAGGAUGUCGCUACAGUUCUUUGGAUGGGAGGUUACCUAUGAUGAUGAGUCUCCCAGUGUGGAGCUGACAGCCUCCCAGGCACCGAAAGAUAAGGGUGUCUACACCAUGUACCAUGGUACCAGCAUUGCCAAUGCACGUCUCAUCCUUGCCAGUGGCUUUCAGCAGUCGCAGGGGGGCAUGCUAGGAAAGGGUGUGUACGUCAGCCGUGAUAAGAAAAAGGCAGAACGUUAUCCAUUGAACAACAGCCCUGCAGACCGUGUGGUCCUCAAGUUACACGUGCGUGUUGGCCGUGUCAAACGCAUUGACAAGGACAACCAUCCUAUGCAGUACACUUGGAGCACGCAGGGAUAUGACACUGCUUGGGUACCCCCUAACUGUGGGAUGAAAGCUGUGCCCAGCGGCCUGGAAGAGGACUGUGUGUUCGACCCCAAAAGAGUGACAGUCGUGGGCAUUACAAAGGCUCCACACAAUGUGCAGACAGAACUUCAGCAGCUGGUGACUAAGAACAUCAGCCAUUCCAGCACAGUCCCGGGUGGAGUAGUGCAUGGUGCUACUGCUUUGGACGUGUGUUCACUAUGCAAACGCAGGCAGCAGCAGUCGCCACACAUCACGACACCAUGCUGGGGCUGUGGGCAAAACAUCUGUAUUCUUAUGAGCAAACAUGUAUGUCCAGUUAGCGUUUGAGAGUGAGUGACACGGAUGGAUUCACAUAUAUGAUCCGGCAGAGUGUCAGAAAAAAGCUCAAAAAUGCAUAUGACUCAAAGUUUCUUCUGUUUCUUCAACUUUAGGGAUGUUUGAAUA